GUACUGUAGAACCGUACUUGAGAGAACCCGAGAAAUGCCCCUACUACUUAGAUAUAUAAGGCAAUAACAGGCUGCGAUUUGUUACUUGUGCUUAUCAGUAUUCAGUAAAAAUCACAUGGACGAUUCGAAUCUGAAUUGCACAAUCCACACUUAUAAAUAUGCCAACAAUUACAGGCCACGCUGAGCGUGUCUCGCGGUCCUCCAUUGUCACCGGAGCGCCAAUAUGGCCGCAAUCUGUGGAUGAGGGAACGCAUAUGAUGGCGUCUCCGCAGAGGACGUCCAUUGGGUCUUACACACGCACCAGUAGUGUUGGCGAGGGCUCGUCUCUGCUGCCCACGACGGAAACAGCCGACGGCGAGAAACCGCUCGGUGAAGUUGGAUUUGGCGCUACCACUUUCAAUAGCGUCAACACUAUGCUGGGAUCUGGGUGUCUCAGCUUACCGUACGCGUACAGGAUCAGCGGUUGGCUGUUCUGCAGUAUUGUAAUGGUUCUAUUGCUGUUCGUCACACUUCACACGGGCAAGAUCUUGCGGAAAUGUCUAGAUUAUUAUCCCGGAAUUCGGUCGUUUCCUGAUAUCGGAGAGGUAGCAUUCGGCGUGAAAGGACGUUACUUUAUAUCGGUAAUGUUCUACUUUGAGCUAUUUACUGCCUCUGUGAUGUACGUUAUCUUGGCCGCGGACAAUCUUCUAGUACUUUUACCGGCUUGGGAGAAAUGGCAGCUGAUAGUUAUUACGUGUUUAAUCGUACUACCAACGGCCAGUACAUCUAAAUUAGGCAUACUUUCAUACUUUUCCUUGGUCGGUAUCACUGCGUCGCUGGUACUCACUUUGGUAGUGCUCGAAUUUGGAUUCACAACUACUGAGGCACCAGGUAGUGUCUGGGACCCCAUGCCUACAUCUAUCAUGCCACCAGAUUACGAUAAGUCGUUCGCCGUAUUUGGGCUGGUCAUGGUUGGAUUCGCAGGGCAUGCGUGUCUCCCAAGUAUCUAUGAAUCGAUGUCCACUCCCCAGGACUACGACCGAAUGUUGAAUAUCACGUGGAUUGUAUUAUCCACUGUAUAUUUGUCAGUUGCAGUUGUGGGAUACCUCAUGUACGGCAACGAUACUGAAGACAUGAUCACAAAGAACCUGGAGAAAGGCUGGGCCGCCACUAUGACAGUUGUUUUAAUUGUCAUCAACCCGAUGACAAAGUUUGGCUUGACAAUUAAUCCGAUUGCUCUCGCGUCGGAAGAAUUAACUGAGGAAAGAUUAUCGCCUGGGCCACGUUUUAUAUUUGAUAUGCUCGUUCGCUGGGGCCUAACAGGUCUAGUCGCCAUUACGUCAAUUGUGGUGCCGAACUUUGCCACGGUCAUAGGACUUAUUGGCUCUGUUUUCUCAUUUUCCGUGAGUGUACUCUUCCCUGUUGCCGCGUACCUUUCUCUUUACGGCGAUGAAUUGAGUUCUACCGAGAUACUCGUGAAUCGUGUGAUAUUUGGUACUUCUGCCAUUAUGGCUAUUCUUGGAACUUAUGGAACACUCUGUCUAGCCUAAUUAUCGCUCCCUAUUAAAGCCUCAACUCAAAAGGUGUCGCUUUGUGACUAUACCGAUUUCAUUCAACUGUCGAAUACGUUCAUUGGGAAGCUCGGACCGUCGAAGUUGCCAUAUCACUGUUGCUUUAAUAGCGGUGGAUACAUUCAAGGGAGAAAAUAUACUUACCGGAGCUUGCAGAGACAUCGGAACCUGCUAAUACGCUAAUAUCGUUGUCUGUAGAAAUGGCAGUUAACCCGAAGAGGUCCUUAUAACGCUUCAUGAGAAGUUGACCAAGAAGUUGUGACAAUUAUUAACUUGUGAAAUUUCAGGAAUUUCGUUCGAUAUCAACAUUAAUUAAUACUUUAGUUACCUAUCUCGCGAAUCAAUUUGGAUAGUGACUGGGCCGUCAUUUAUGAGAGCCACGUCCAUCAUUGCUCCGAACAUGCCAUCUUGAAUUUUGGCCGGAUCAUAGAGCUGCUUCAAUUCUUCGAUCAUGCUAUGGUACAGCGGUUCCGCCCUGUGGAUGUUUUGCAUUAGACCAACCACAAAAAUGGCAUGCGAAACCACUAUUCAGUGUUCAGUAUUACAUCAAACAAAGUCAUGGGUCACGGAUCACAACUAUUAUCAGAAUAAAGUUCAUAUAAUCGA
Sphaeroforma arctica JP610 is the source of this 2156-nucleotide messenger RNA. RefSeq lists its product as hypothetical. The coding region runs from base 159 to 1529 and encodes 456 amino acids. The record is from RefSeq and is a predicted model, not a curated record. The transcript has 6 exons. Gene Ontology annotation, molecular function: amino acid transmembrane transporter activity. Gene Ontology annotation, biological process: amino acid transmembrane transport. Gene Ontology annotation, cellular component: vacuolar membrane. NCBI's taxonomy places the organism in Eukaryota, Ichthyosporea, Ichthyophonida.